AUGUUAAGAGUAACGGAAGAAUUUGAAAAUCAGUAAUUAAAACUUAAGAAUUUGAAUUAUAAAAUAAAUAGUUAAAACAUGAAAAAGACUAAUUAAAAUCUUAAAAAAGUAACCUUAAAAGCUUGAUAAGUUAAUUAAAAGAAGAAAAAGGUAGCAAAAUUGAAAAAAAACUAAAAAAUCUCAAAGAAGAAGUAUCUCAUGUAAGGAUUAUUAAAGAAAAUUGGAAGAAAGAGACACAUUUAAUGAAAGAUUAUAAAAAGAACUUUAGAUAGUAAAGUCAGAGUUAGAAAUGAGUGAAGAUUAUAAAAUGCUCGCUUAAUCAUCGAAAAAAUUAUCAAAAUCUCCAGAAAAAUAGUUUUGA
Messenger RNA from Paramecium sonneborni, 361 nucleotides. Lineage: Eukaryota; Ciliophora; Oligohymenophorea; Peniculida; Parameciidae. The record is from the annotation of a GenBank genome assembly.